Messenger RNA from Cavia porcellus (domestic guinea pig), 3666 nucleotides. RefSeq names its product tRNA aspartic acid methyltransferase 1 (gene Trdmt1). The coding region runs from base 348 to 1427 and encodes 359 amino acids. The transcript has 13 exons. NCBI's taxonomy places the organism in Eukaryota, Metazoa, Chordata, Mammalia, Rodentia, Caviidae. Gene Ontology annotation, cellular component: nucleus. The record is from RefSeq and is a predicted model, not a curated record. Gene Ontology annotation, molecular function: methyltransferase activity.
UGCACCACGCACUGAGAGAAAGGAGGCUGUGCACAUACACAGAUCAUGCUAGCAAGUUUGGAUUUCAUCUGGAAGACUGUGAUGCGUUCCCAAGGCUUUUAAAGCAGCAGGAUGAUUUAAUUACAACGUUGAAAAACCCCAGAGAUCCCAUGAGCACACAUUUACUGAUAAAGCCAUAUACCUGCACAAGUGGUGGCUGCCAUUGAUGUAAACACUGUGGCUAAUGAGGUAUACAAGUAUAAUUUUCCAGACACACAGUUACUGGCCAAGACAAUUGAAAUCUUGGAAACAACCCAAGUGUCCAUCAACUGAGGAAUGGAUUUAAAAAGUUGUGGUAUUUCUAUACAAUGGAAUAUUAUUCAGCUAUAAAGAAGGAUCACAUUGAGAUAUUUAUCAAUAAAUGGGCGCAGCUUGAGACCAUACUCGGCAUUACACUGGAAGAGUUUGACAAAUUAUCUUUCAAUAUGAUUUUAAUGAGCCCUCCAUGUCAACCAUUUACAAGAAUUGGUCUACAGGGUGAUAUGACAGAUCGAAGAACAAAUAGCUUCUUACAUGUUUUAGAUAUUCUCCCAAGAUUACAAAAAUUACCAAGAUAUAUUCUUUUAGAAAAUGUUAAAGGUUUUGAAGUAUCUUCUACAAGAGACCUAUUGAUAGAAACAAUAGAAAAUUGUGGCUUUCGGUACCAAGAAUUUCUAUUAUCUCCAACCUCUCUGGGCAUUCCCAAUUCAAGGCUCCGGUAUUUCCUUAUUGCAAAACUUCAGUCAGAGCCAUUACCUUUCCAAGCCCCAGGCCAGGUACUGAUGGAUUUUCCCAAAAUUGAAUCUGAACAUCCACAAAAAUAUGCAAUAGAUGCAGAAAAUAGAAAUAAUGUAAAGAAAAUUGAACCUAAUACUUGCUUUGAUAGAAACCCACAGUGUUCUGGCAAAGAUACCAUUCUUUUUAAGCUUGAAACUGCGGAAGAAAUUGACAGGAAACAUCAACAGAACAAUGAUCUCACUGUGCAAAUGCUGAAAGAUUUUCUUGAAGAUGAAGUUGACAUGAAUCUGUACAUUUUACCACCAAAGUCAUUGCUGCGAUAUGCUCUUUUAUUAGACAUUGUUAAACCCACCUGCAGAAGGUCCACAUGCUUUACCAAAGGUUAUGGAAGUUACGUGGAAGGGACAGGAUCUGUAUUACAGACUGCAGAGGAUGUGCAGAUUGAGGCUAUCUACAAAUCCCUUACCAAUUUGCCACAAGAAGAACAGAUAGCAAAGUUGUCGAUGCUUAAACUUCGCUAUUUCACUCCUAAAGAAAUAGCAAAUCUCCUUGGAUUUCCUCCAGAGUUCGGAUUUCCUAAGAAGAUAACCAUGAAGCAGUGUUACCGUCUACUGGGAAAUAGUCUCAACGUUCAUGUAGUAGCUAAACUAAUCAAAAUCCUGUGUGAAUAAUUCUGAAAUAUUUCUGAAACAUGGCUGUGGUAUUUCUUCAUCUCCAGAUAAUAAUUGUGAAAUUCUAUGUUGAAUUAACUCUGAUGAAAUUCAAAUAAAAUAUUUUAAUUUUUCUUUAAUAAGAAAUUUAUUUCAUCACAAAAUGUCGUUUUAUUAAAUUUAUAUUUCUGUGUUUUUAUAAAGUGAAAGUUACUGUUUUUGUCUCAUAGAAAAUAUAUUUUCAUAUGAAACUUAAAUACAUGUGAAAUAUCUUUAUAUGUAUUGUGGUAUAAACAAAUUUAAGAAAAUUCAAAUAUUAAUGUCCACAUGAAUAUUUUAUAAAGUAUCAUAGGCUGUAACAUAAUGAACCUUUGAAAUAUGCAGUGUAUUUUCAUACAUUAAUUUAAGGAGUUGUCUUAUGAAUCUUACAAUUUUAGUUUUUGUUAUAUAGUUACUCUUAAAAUGCUCAUUUUUAUUCUAGCCUGUUUUACUUAAUCCUUUAAGUGUUGUUUAUCAUGAGCAAAUGCAUGUAACAUUUUAAACCAAUUAUCAUCAUUUAACCUACAACAGUCUAAAGAAUGUAUUAGAAAAACACUCCUAAAUUCUUAUCUCUCCAUCAGGUGACCUCAGAAAAUGUAGAUGUGUCCUAUUUCAUUAUCUUUUCUUUUUUUUUUUUUAUUUAAAAGGAAAAAGAGAAAAAAACAGAAUAAAACAAAACAGUGUAAGGGUACAAGUAAUACAGAACUACAGAAAAAAAAAACAGUAAGAUAUCACCAGUUAAUAGAUUACACACUAUCAUCUUUGAAACGGUGAUUCAGUUCACAGGAUCAAAGCAUAUGAAGUGAACAUUCAAAGAGUGAGACUUCAUUAUCUUUUCUUCAGUCUCCAUUUGAAGGUUCUUUAUCUGUAUGUAUGUACUUUGCGAGUAUCAGAACUUGGUUUUGCUUUCUUUGUCCAAUUUUGAGUUAUAUUUUCCAUUACAUUCUAAGGAAUAUAGUGUAUCAUUCAGAUUUUAGAGAGGAAAUUAUCUCCUGACCCCAUUCUAUAUGGUGCUAAUUCUUACUUCAUUAUUAUACUGACAUGCACUGCAAACUUUUGUAAUGUUUAACAUUCUCCAUCUCUCCUUGUCAAAAGAGGUUUUUCUUUUUACUUUUUGAACUGGAGUCUGGCUGUGUAGUUGAGGUCAGCCUUAAAUUCGCUGUAUUGACCUUGCAGUGGACCUCCUGCCUCAGUCUCUGGAGUGGUAGACUUAUAGGCAGGUGCCACCAUGCCUGGCAUAAGACAUUUUGGAAUUAGGGUUUCUAAGCAGACUGAGUCUUUUAUCAUCUAUCCCUAUGGUGUUGAUUUCAGUUGCAAGAGGAGGUGACGAGAAAUGAAAAGACACAAGGCUAGAAAUUAUAACAAUAUUUUAAUUCAUAUUUUGUACUUGAAGAACAAUCAUUCCUGUGUGGAUAAACUGGAAUGCUACAUAUUGCUGGUGGGAACAUAAAAUAGAACAGCUGCGAUAUAAAACAAUUAUAUAAAAUAGCUUCUUCAAAAAGUUAAGUGUAGACUUACACAACCCAGCAAUUCUCCUGGGUACACACCCAAAAGAAUAGAAAACAAGGACUGGAACAGAUAUGUUUACAUGCGUGUCUGCAAUAGCAUCAUUCACAAAUGCCAAAAGGUAGAAGUAACCCAGUGUCCAUCCCUUCAGUGGAUGAAAGGACAAAUAAAGUGUGGUGCGUACAUAUAAUGGAAUAGCAUUUGGCAUUGAAAAGGAGGGAAUUGUAACACAGGCCAUGACCUGUAAGCAUUGGUACAUUUUAUGUUAAAUGAAUGAAUUUAAGUAAAAAUACUGUAUGUGUAAUUCCAUUAUAUAUAUAAUCUAGGAGACUCAAGUUCAUAGGGACUGUAAGGAUUAUGGUUACCAAAGAUUAGGAGGAAGGAUGAUUGGGAGUUAGUGUUAAUGGGUACAGAGUUUCUAUUUUAGCUGACAAAAGUUGUGAAACAAUGUAAUAGCAAGCCUAAUGCACAUCUUAAUGAAAAUGUAUUUACCAGUGUUGCUUGAUAACCAGAUGUACAUAUAAAUAUGUAAUUUGGAAAAUGUCAUUAUAUUGAAUGCUACAUGGUAACAUGGUAAUGAAUGUACAUAAAAUUUGCACUGGAAAUUCUGUUUUUUUAAUAUUUGUACUUAUACGUUAUUCAACAUUUUGGAAAAUAUGCCCUGUGGUUUUCAAGAGAACUAUAUAAUUAAAUGUUUGCCAUUCAUAACAGUAAA